Ilex paraguariensis (yerba mate) is the source of this 897-nucleotide messenger RNA. The record is from the annotation of a GenBank genome assembly. NCBI's taxonomy places the organism in Eukaryota, Viridiplantae, Streptophyta, Magnoliopsida, Aquifoliales, Aquifoliaceae.
AUGGAAGUUGAAGUCCUUGCACUAUUGGAUGGUCUACUUCUUGUGAAGGAUUAUGGGUUAGAAGUCUAUCCUUUGAUCAUAGAAACAGAUACUCAGGUUCUUGUGGACUUGAUCAAACAGAAUGAUAAAUGGUCUUGGAAAUUUUGGGCUCUUUCUCAGAAGAUUUUUUCUAUUCUGCAAAUUUUGAUUAUCGAAUACAGCAUACUUAUAGAGAAGGGAAUGCAAUUGCAGACUCUUUGGCCAAUCAAGGAGUCUGCAACAAUGCUUCUCAUAUUCACUCCUAUCCUAAUUCCCUUCAUCUACAUAUGCGACAACUACUACUACAGGAUCAGAGACAGAUUAAAUCUUUGCACUCUAAGGUUGAAGUCAUCAACUAGGUGUUUUAUGAUGCAACAUACAGAUAUGCAUGUCAGGUUCAUUAAGGCAGAUCAGAAUUAUGUCUCAAUAUGUUUCAGAAAUGCAUGCACAUCCAUCAAAAUCUCAAACAAGCAAUACAGUCUGUUUAUACAGUCCAGUCUUAUACAUGAUAUUCUCUCCAGAAGUAAAGACGAUCAAGAAGUAAAAAAUAUAGUAGGCACCUGGUUACCUCAGGAUGUAAUUGGAUUUUGGUAUUAUUGGGGUAGUAACUUGACAAAGUUUAUGGGCUCUGUUUGCUCUGCUGAGGCUGCUAUAAUUCCCUUAAUCUCUGUUCUAUGGCUCAAAGGUUCUCAAUUGUCUGUUCAUGGAGAUUUUUUGGUGUCUCCAUCUGGUUGUUCAUCUUGCCUCUUGGCUUUCUCUCUUAAUACUCUGAAGCAACCAAAGACUACUGAUGCUUCCGACUGUUGGGGUUCUUGCUCUUCAGAUCUAUGGGCUAUAUAUUCUACAAUGGUCUUUGCCGCUGCUUCAUCUNGACUCUGA